This is a messenger RNA of Branchiostoma floridae (Florida lancelet), 2270 nucleotides long. RefSeq lists its product as uncharacterized. The record is from RefSeq and is a predicted model, not a curated record. The transcript has 5 exons. NCBI's taxonomy places the organism in Eukaryota, Metazoa, Chordata, Leptocardii, Amphioxiformes, Branchiostomatidae. The coding region runs from base 498 to 1682 and encodes 394 amino acids.
UUUAACUUUCUGGUGACCUGUGUAACGUCACUGUGUGACAUGAAAACGUUCAACACGAGUACUAUCCAGAUACGUUAAGUUGUUGAAAAUUUCCAUCUAAUUACGGACAGACUACUAUAGUUACAUAUGCAAAAGGCUAUUAUCUCCUUCAGUCUGUUCAUUCGUGAUUCGGUCUGUUCAUUCGUGAUUCAUAAUCACCGGUCUGACCAGUUUUUAGGCAUAAAGGCAGCUCCGAGUCCUACUCCCUACAUACCAGACCAUCUAAAUCUACACGGGCUGUUCUCGGCAUUGACAGCGUAAAGCGUUGUCAGGACCCUCCAUGCAGACCCUCUAGUAAGAACCAUGCCCUGCACUGCUGGCACUUUGUCCACAGACAUUCUACCAGGUGAUGAGGUGAGGUGUGAACCACAAUCCCAUGUCAACCAGAUAGACAUCGUCUCCGCUCUGCAACCUUAAGGAGGUCCUUAACUUAUGAGAAAGCUCUGAUCCCUUAAACCAUGUCAGCGUCCGACACGAUCGCCGUCCCACGGUCUGUGGAAGACAUCACCCAACCCUGGGUCCAACAGGUCUUCAACAAAGCCGACCCUGACGUCAGUAUCACCAAUGUCAACAUCGAGGGAAACAUAGGUGAAGGUCAGGGCUAUAUGAACAGCCUUGUCGCCUUCGUAGCCACUGGGAACAAGGACAGUAAAGAAGAAAGGCACCGUCUUGUGGCCAAACUGACAAGUUUCCAAAUAAUGGAGGAAGUAGAUUACAUGACCGUGGAGGAUUAUCUUCGUAUGGACACGGCAGAGUCCAAGUUCUACUCCGUGGCAGUGCCGGACUUACUGUCCAUGUUACCCGCAUCUAAGGGGUCCGAAGCCAUGGCCGAAGGAGAAGUCGUGCCUGUCCCAAAGUGCUACUUCGCCACGAGUGACCAGACCUCCAAGAUGUCAGUACGUGUGAUGGACAAUCUUAAGACUCAAGGCUUCUCGAUCAAACCGUUCCCGGCGCAAACGUUGAACCUCCAGGAGAUGAAGCUCGCAGUAGGAGCUCUGGCCAGGAUCCACGGUCUUUCCCAUCGACUAGAGCUCCAGUCUGGAGUCCCCCUACCUGACAGGUACGACUGGAUGAUGGACCUUCACGGUACCAAACAACAGUGGUACGGAUCCAGAGCGGCCUACCUAGAGGGGGUCAAGGCCUUCGCAUCAGCCUUUCCUGACGCCACAGAUCUGUUGGCUUGUCUGGAGAAGCUGAACACUGUCCCGACGGUGAAUGAGGCGGUGAAGAAUCCAGAAAAGGUGAAGGUGCUGAGCCAUACGGACUGCUGGAACAACAACAUUAUGUUCAAGUACGAAGAUAAUAAAGCCACAGACGUAAAACUGGUGGACUGGCAGACUCCUUCCUACCGGACACCGACCUUUGACCUGGUUGUCCUCUUCAUGUACCAAAGUUGGGACAUUUUCCACAACCAGCGGGACGCCAUCUUGGAACAUUACCACCAAGAACUACAGAAGACCUUGGGAGAAAAGAAAUCCAUCGGUCUACAGCUGUACACGUUGGAUCAGCUGAAAGCAGACUUCCGUGCUGACUGUGCGAUCGGCGUGUUUGAACGGGUGUUAUUUUGUUCGUGGCUUCUCCCCAGUCAACAGCCGGAUCUGCUGAAGAUUGUACAGGAAGUCAAGAACUGGGGCGUGAUUUAGCUGUUUAUUUCCUUCAGCUAUGUUAGGAUAUUAUAACGUCACAUUUCCAAACCUUCGCCAAACCGGACUGUUUGAGGAAACGGGAAAAUAUACACAAAUAAUGCCCACGACUGUUCUCUUUACGUCGUGUAGUUUGGUGUCUUUUAUAUCACACCUGGCCGGGUCCCAGUUUGGAAAUGUGACGUAGACUGUACUAUGCUCAAUGCAGUCGGACAGGGCUGUGUAAACUGUGCCAGUGAGUUGUACAGGGCUAACAUUGAAACUAAGCAUAUAAGCUGUUCCGAAGAGUUGGACUUAUUAAAGUAGCAUGGACUUGGGAACGUAGCAUGAGAUGGAUACAGGUGUAUAUAGCUUUAGUCUAUUGUUGUACCUGUACGUAUACCUAUGUGCGGUUGUAACAACUUACGGACAAACCACAAAUAGAAAAGAUAAAAGCACACUCAGUAUUUUUCUUUUACAUUUAUUCACAUUCUUUUGAAUCCAUUCGUUACAUUAAGGAUUGACUAAGAGCCGAUUUUGAUUGCCACGUUAAAGAGAUUUUAUUACAUUUGUCAUAUGCAAAAAUAAACUUUAAACUAUUUUAUGAUC